CAUUUCUCAUUUCCCCGUUGCUGCAAAAGCGCCGGCGCUGCCUUCGCAAAGCUGCCGGGCGCGUCGAGGCUGCCCCGUGCCAUCAAUGCGCCGCCCGAUGCAGCCAGAGAACAAUGGCGGCGCGCAGAAGAAGUCAUCGAUGCUGCGCAAGCUAAAGAAGGCCAGCUCGAAGCUCUGGAAGAGCGCCACCGGCCAGACGGACGACAGGGGCCGCUUCGUGGCCGAGCCGCCCCCGCCUCCGCUGCCCCCGCGGGCACCGCCUCCUGCGGCCGCGCCGCCACCGCCGCCACCAGUCGCAACUGCAGCCGCACCGACUGCCGACGAGAAAGCACGACGGACUGCUGCGCGCCUCGAGAAGAAACGGCGUCGCAACGCAGCGCGCCAACGGCAAAAAGCGAAAGAAGCAGCCGUUCCGGGCGCGCCCCCCGCGCCGACGCGGCAGGCCCCUCGACCGCCACCAACGCGGGAUGUGCCGUCGCGGCCGCCGCCACCGCCGCGAGCUGCGCCAACAGCGCCCAACCCGUGCGACCUGGGCAUUCCAGGCGCGGCGGCGAAGGCCAAGGCCGACGGUGAUAGCCAAUUCCGAGCGAAUAAUGUCGUGGCGGCGCGUGAGUCGUAUACGCGUGCGCUCGACCGCCUCGGGGCUACGGACGAUGCCGCCGACGCGACGCGGCGGUCGUUUCGCGCUGCCCUGUUGUCGAAUCGAGCUGCAUGCGACAUGGCGAUGGCGCGGCAGCACGGGGCCUCGAAGGCACGGGUAUGCUACCACAGGGCGAUACGCGACUGCACACUCGCAUUUGAGGCCGCGCCCGUACGAAUGCGGCGUCUGCGCGACAGAAUAUUUGAUCCGAUCGUGAUUCAUACCGGUUUGUUUCAUGCAGGCGCCCUACGCGCGCGCCAUGCUGCGCCGCGGCCAAGCGAAAUUGGCCGUCGGAAAUUCAGCGGGAGCGAUCGAGGACGCGUUUUCUGUACGCCUUGUGUGGAAAUCAAACGUCAACGCCCCACGCCAUCGACGCGAUGUUGAUUUCUACACAGGUCGAGGCGGCCGUCGUGGAGAUGAGCGCGGCCGACGGCGAGGUCGGCCAACGCGGCCAGGCCGAGAUUAAGGAAGCGCGCGAGCUGGUCGCGAAAGCGAGGCAUUUCGAGACACAACGGCGUAGGCUCGCUGGAGCCGCACGACCGCGCGGCGGGGCUGGACGCGUUGUUAUUGACGUGGCCGCCGUCAGCGGUGCUCGAAAAGCAUUCGUCGACGCGGUGCCGUCGGCUCCAGCGGGACCACUCGCGGACGCGUGCGCGGCGCUGGCUGCUGGCGACGGCGCCGCGGCCGGGCCGCGUCUCGAUGAGUGCCUCGGCAGCGCCAAUGCUCGCGGCGCGCCGCCGGGCGGGGGGCCACCGCCGCGGGCAGCCCUCCUCGUGCUGAAAGCUCGCGCCUCGCUACUCCAGGCGGGCGACGCGAAACAAACCAAACGGGUCCGCAACCGCAUGCUCAUGGCCGCCGCCACGCACCUCGGCCUCGCAAAGACCGCGGCUCCAGGUCAGGCCGACGCGGCCGUCUUCGAACGCCUCACCCGGCGCCACGCCCUCCUCGAGAUUAUUCUCACGGACGGCGUGACGCACGCGAGGCUGCGGGCAAUCGAGGACGCGCUCGCGGGGCUCCGAAGCGCGCCAAAGCCGUGCACGUUGGACGAGGACUUGAGGCAUUGCUCCGAAGAGGCGGCUGAUAGAGCCGCCGGCAUGGCGGCGCGGGAUGAUGUUGCCAUGCGGCUGGCGCGGGGCGAGAGGGACGCACCACCUCCGCCGCCGCCUUCCGGACGACGGCCGCCGCCGCCGCGGUCGGCCUCGGCGAAUCAGCCGCCGCCGCCGCCGAUGGGGGGAGGCCGGCCGCCGCCACCACCUCAGAUGGGACGGCGAUCGACGCCACCGCGACAAUCCCAAAGCGCCGCCGCGCACGAGCGAGCCUUCAAGCUGUUCGAGCGUCGGCUCGCCGCGGCGCAAGAGGGGUCGCUCCGCCUCGCGGACGUGCCUUUGCCGCCGCCCGGCGCCGUGUGCUCCGCGAGGACGGCGUCAGCGCGAAAAAAAGCCGUCCGCGCGGCCCUCCUGCGUUGGCAUCCCGACAAGUUCGACCUCUCGAAGUUUACCACAGAGGAUCGGGACGCCGUCGCCGACGCUGUUGCUGAUGUCACGCGGCGCGUCGUGAAGGAGAAGAAGAGGCUCGCCCGGUGAGGCGACUCAUAUUAUUAUACAGCGCCGCGUUGGGUAAACUAUGUGAAUUCGCGA
Pelagomonas calceolata is the source of this 2277-nucleotide messenger RNA. NCBI's taxonomy places the organism in Eukaryota, Pelagophyceae, Pelagomonadales, Pelagomonadaceae. The record is from the annotation of a GenBank genome assembly.